AUGGAAAGCAAACAAGUUCCCCGUGAAGACAAAAAGGAUGAAUUAAUGGAAAUUGAAACCAAUGUUGCCGCCCAAUGGCAAAAACACAAAGCUUAUGAAGCAGAACCCCUUCCCAUCCAAAAGAAGUACUUUAUUACCUUCCCCUAUGCCUAUAUGAACGGAAAACUCCAUCUAGGACACAUGUUUAGUUUCAGUAAGGCCGACUUUACAGCUCGUUACAAACGAUUGCGCGGCUUUAAUGUUCUUUUCCCUUAUGCCUUCCACUGCACAGGUAUGCCUAUUAAAGCAGCGGCUGAUAAGUUAAAGGCCGAACUAAGUGGUGCUAAGGCUACUGGACAGAAAGAGAUUCUCCUCAGUAUGGGUAUUUCACCCCAGGAAAUAGAAUUGUUUGAAGAUCCGACUUACUGGCUGAGGUACUUCCCUCAACGGGCUAUUGAGACACUAACUCGCUUUGGAGCUCCAGUUGAUUGGCGGCGCUGUUUCAUUACUACUGAUGAGAACUUCUUUUACGACUCGUUCAUUCAGUGGCAGUUUCUGAAACUAAAGCACCAGAGACGCAUUGGAUUUGGCAAGCGGCAUACGAUCUUCUGUCCUAAGGACAAUCAGCCGUGUAUGGAUCAUGAUCGACAAACAGGUGAAGGUGUUCUUCCAGAAGAGUUCUCACUAGUUAAACUCCCAGUUACUGUUGAACAGCAAACUUAUACUUUACUAGCUGUGCUUAAGUCGGCUAAACCGAGUAAAUGUGUGCUAAAUAGUGAGACUAAGUAUAUUCAAGGUCAGCUAGAUGGCGAGUCUGUUGUUCUAUCGGCCGAGUCGAUUCUUAAUCUAGUGGCCCAGAAUCAUACGUUUGAGCAGACGGGCGAAGUGCUUGGAGCCAAAUUAGUCGGAGCGCAGGUAACUUACCGGCAGCAAAGUAUGACUAUUGAGGGCACCAAAGCAACUAGCUUGCCGGCCACGCAAAUCAUUCUCUCGGCGGCAGCAACUAGUAAAGAAGAGGAUAAGGAUAUGGGUAAAGAAGAGGAUCAGAAAGAGACCGAAUCGGAACGGGUGAUUGUGUACUUUGAGCCAGGGGCGCGGGUAGUUAGUCGAUCGGGAGCUGUAUGUGUGGUGGCUCUAGUUGACCAGUGGUACAUUGAGUAUGGCGAGCCGGAGUGGCAGGCACAGGUACAAGAGUGCAUUGAGGCGAUGGACCUGACAGAUGAAACCCGGGAAGCACUUAAUUCUGGACUGGCUUGGCUAUCUAAAUGGGCAUGCAGUCGUGGGUAUGGGUUAGGUACUCGUUUGCCUUGGGACCCCCAGUACGUGAUUGAUUCACUUAGUGACUCAACUAUUUACAUGGCUUUUUAUACGGUUUACCAUUUACUAGCCCAAGAUCUGUACGGCGAGUCGCCAUCGAUCGAUACGUCAAUUAUUGGUUAUGAGUUCUGGGAAGGUAUUUUUGGCAAGGAAGAAGCCUUCUUACAUCUGAUUGAAAAGCAUCCUAAAGAAUCAAAGUAUCUGCAAAAGAUCCGAGAGCAGUUCCUGUACUUCUACCCAGUUGAUUUACGACCUUCGGCUAAGGACCUGAUUAACAACCAUCUUCUUUUCUUUAUCUAUAACCAUGUUUCUUUAUUUGAUAAACGGUUUUGGCCAAAGAAGAUCUUUACUAAUGGCCACGUUCUUUUGGAUAAUGAUAAGAUGAGUAAAAGUACGGGUAAUUUCUUAACCGGAGAUGAUGCGAUUGCUAAGUUUGGAGCAGAUCCGGUUAGACUUACUUUAGCUGCCGCCGGUGAUACUAACCAGGACUCUAACUUCUCCCAACUCGCCUGUAAUGCAGCUAUUCUUCGUAUCCAUAAGGUUCUUAAGCAAACCUUAUCCCUUCUACCCAGCCUAACAGCUUCUCUACCAACAAUGCUAAACCUGACUCUACCUCUCGGCCCUUUCCUGGCCAAACUAGAAGCAUUCCUCACUGAGUCUUUACCAACGACUUUCUCUGAAGACACCUACUUCUUUAACCAAGUCAAUACGCUUAAGAACACUACGAUUACUAACUAUAAUGCUCUUUUCUUCCGUGAAGCAACUAUUCAUGGUUUCUAUGCUUUAGAUACACUAAUUGAGAACUACAGUCGAUCGGCUACGCCCAAUUCUAAUUUACUCCUUUAUGCCCAUUUACUCUUCUGUGUUCUUAACCACCCGAUCAUUCCGCAUACAACUGAGCAUAUUAUGCAAGGCUUCUUUAAUACGCAAGAGAUUGUCUUUAGCAACAGCGCUACUCCUAUUCUAACACCAUCUACUCUUAAUACUGAGGUAGUUGCUAUGGGCGCCUGGAUAGACAAAGUCUUAGUUCAUUUGCGGAAGAGCAUUCAAAGACACAAGAAGAAAGGAUCUAUUACUGCAGCUACUCUUCGACUUUUACCCGAUCUUUUGCCCUGGCACCGAUUGGCUCUUUCUCUUUCCCAGGAAGAGGCCAAAGCCACGGACUGGUCUGCCCACGGCAUUAAUCUACCAACUGUUCUGCAGUAUCUUUCAACUAAGCCCACUAUUCUUCCCAACCGUGUGGCCGCUCUCAACCAGGCUCUAGCUAAGUUCAGCACUGAGCCCGGCAUGCCCCAGGCUUCCGCUGAAGCUUCAUCCGAAGGCGGUCUUGAUCUACCCACGAUUUCAUUCUCUAUGAAGUAA
This is a messenger RNA of Nematocida homosporus, 2658 nucleotides long. RefSeq names its product leucyl-tRNA synthetase. The transcript has a single exon. The record is from RefSeq and is a predicted model, not a curated record. Lineage: Eukaryota; Fungi; Microsporidia. Gene Ontology annotation, biological process: leucyl-tRNA aminoacylation. The coding region runs from base 1 to 2658 and encodes 885 amino acids. Gene Ontology annotation, molecular function: ATP binding; leucine-tRNA ligase activity.